AUGCCACCUAAAGAUUAUACGCCAUGGAAACUUCCGUCGGCAGCAGAAGAGAUAGAUAGACGAGCAGCAAAGGGCACUUUGCGUUCUUCCAGAACCUCCUCUGCCUCUGCCUCUUCCUCCUCCUCCUCCGGCGCCCACCCUUCUUCUUCAAAUUCCUCGUCCGCCGGUUCGACGAGCUCUGCUUCCCCUCUCCCCUCGGCCGGCCGCCAAAAGCCUCCGUCCCGAAAGAGUGGGAACAAAUCCGUUCCAAGCGGCCGGCCAGCUUCUCAAAGUGCUCUACUGUCUUCCUCGACCGCGCAGCCAUCUAGCGGAAGUGUAGCUCGACCCUCACGAAGCACAUAUACAUCCAAGCAGAGCGUCCCAGCAGCCGCUGAAAAUGCAGGUUCAAUCACGAGUCAGAGCGUCGAUCCUCGGCCUCAAGCGGAAAAGAUAGCAGAAACAAAAAAGCUCGAGAGCGACAAGGAAGCCAUUUGCGACGAACUUGACAAGUUGGAGAUCCAAAUUGGGAAGGAGAUUAAAAAGAGGGAUGACAUGAUCGCCAGAGAUGUGAAGAAGUUUAACGCAAAUUAG
Endocarpon pusillum Z07020 is the source of this 570-nucleotide messenger RNA. RefSeq lists its product as uncharacterized. Lineage: Eukaryota; Fungi; Ascomycota; Eurotiomycetes; Verrucariales; Verrucariaceae. Bases 1 to 570 code for a protein of 189 amino acids. The record is from RefSeq and is a predicted model, not a curated record. The transcript has a single exon.